AUGAGUUCCAAAUCCGAUGGCCCUCUGAGUGUCCCUCCCAAGAGGAUGACAAACGCUCGAAUUGUGAAGUUUCUUGAGGAGCACUCCGGAAAAGAAGUCAGAGAACGAGGAAGAGACCAAGGAAAAGAACAAGAGACGGGAAACAAGCAGAUGCCUCUAUGCUCGAACGUAGACAUUCCUGUGAGACCUGGCACUCCUCAUCCAUCAAUUACGGUGAACCAUGCGGACAGUCAUGAAGUCAUUUCCGCCGCACCUGAAGCGCGUCCUGGUGUUCGACAUGGAAAAUCACCAACACCGCCUUCAGUCCCUCCAGGUUCUGUCACACAACCUGAAGUUUCGGUUGAGCCCUCAGUCAAGAGGAAGCCCAAGUACGCCAGAGUUGAAGAUCGUCCGCGUCUUAUUCCUCAAUCAAGACGACCUCGACCUCCACCGACUCCUCCAAGUUGUGUUGACUAUCCUCAAGUUUCAGUUCCUCCGUUGAACAACUUCCAACCAGAACCUACUCCGGAAUUGAAUGGACCAGCAAACAUGGCUUUCAACUUCGGAACUUCUGCGUCCAAGCCAACAAUUAAUCUAGGCAUGAGCACCAACGCACCAGCCAACUCUGGAACCUCACUCUUCGGACAACCCGCUUCGCAACCUGCCGCGGCCACCUCUGCAACCCCCAAUGCAGGCGCAUCCACCCAACCUCAAAUUGAUCUCGCUCAUAUGCGAUCCACCACUAAAUUCGAACAACUCACGCCAGACCUCCAGCGUGAGAUUGAGGCAGUCGAUACCAUGAUCUACAAUCAGAUCGCCCUAGCCCAACAAGUCUCCGAUCUCAUUCCCCUAGUCAUGGGUGCGGGUGAAACCAUCCCCAAUGGUGUUGAUUUUGUCACCCAAAAAUUAGAAGAACUUGAGACCGGUCUAGGCAAUGACGCCGAAGCCAUUGUGGCCGCAAAAGAGGGGGACAUUAAAGAGAACGAACAAGAAGCCAAGGCAGUCUUCCGUGCAGUCGAUCGACUCAAGAUGCCCCGUCAAUAUCAAGCAAGUCACACCUCCAAUGAGAGUUUCGGCCAAUCCGGCGCAGGCGGCAUCUACAGCGGUGCAGGUCUCAGUGGUUGGUGGAACAAUCCUCAGACCCUUCGUGGCAAUUUCCGUGGCACCAAUGCGGCAGGUAACACCAUCCAGCUCCCCAGUGACGACACAGAAGAAGUCCAAGGACCCAAGAGCCUCAUUGAUGUCUUCAAUACUCGCGUCAGUGGCAUGGAAGACCGGAUCAAGGAACAAAAACUACUCCUUGAGCAAAUCGAGCAGUUUACCAAAAGUCUCGAGGGCAAAGUUGUCAGCAAGGAGCGCGAAGUCAACGAACGUCUGGCCUAUGGUGACCGCGACGGAAGUGUAAUGAGCGAAAAGGAACACCAGAUGCAAAUGCUACGCUACGUCUUUGGUGAAGUCCAACGCAGCAUGUACGAUGUUGCAGACAAAGUCGCCGCUGCUCGUGACGAAUUGGCCCGACUUGACCGCGACGGCAACUAAUUCGCUAGUUAUGUUGCUGGGUGAAUUGUUUGCCACACAAAUCACCCUUGCUCAGCUCAUACUCAUUGCUCAUGGAGCAAAGAAGACUCUUUUCUGUACUUGUAUGAUCAUGACACAAAGGCGAUACUGGAUUUGAUCCCCCUGGGUUGUGGGACAGGAAAUACGCAAAAGGUUUGAGUCCUACAGGGUUUGGCGGUAGUGUGCUUUUGGAGAUUUACUCACUCACUCGGCACGACGCAACCCACAGCCACAGCCACAGCCACGACUCUUGGGAAUGCUUCAACCAAACGAUUGGAAUGAUAGUAUUGGGUUAGCAUUUCGGGGAGUCGAUAAUGUAUGAAUAAUGAGAAUCACGAUGAAGAAUCACAAAACAGUCAAAAAAGAACAAAUCACACACACAGACACAAGAGAGAGACUUGGACCACGGAGAUAGAAAAUCAAAGAAUACUAAUG
Molecule: messenger RNA, 1971 nt
Organism: Exophiala oligosperma
Lineage: Eukaryota; Fungi; Ascomycota; Eurotiomycetes; Chaetothyriales; Herpotrichiellaceae
Exons: 2
Coding region: 1-1518 (505 amino acids)
Biological process (GO): nucleocytoplasmic transport
Cellular component (GO): nuclear pore
Molecular function (GO): structural constituent of nuclear pore
Source: RefSeq, a predicted model, not a curated record